AUGGGGAACACCACCUCCUGCUGCGUCUCCUCCAGCCCCAAGCUGCGCAGGAAUGCCCACUCCCGCCUGGAGUCCUACCGCCCCGAGGCCGAGCUGAGCCGGGAGGACACGGGCUGCAACCUGCAGCACAUCAGCGACCGGGAGAACAUCGACGAUUUGAACAUGGAAUUCAACCCAUCAGAUCAUCCACGGGCCAGUACGAUAUUUCUCAGUAAAUCACAAACAGAUGGAGGUCAGUGUGUGAGAGAAAAACGCAAGAGUCUCUAUAUAAACCACCAUCCUCCUGGGCAGUUGAGAAGGAAGUACAGUUCCUGCUCCACUAUUUUCCUGGAUGACAGCACAGUCAGCCAACCAAACCUCAAGUAUACCAUCAAAUGUGUAGCUCUUGCAAUAUAUUACCACAUCAAAAACAGGGACACAGACGGAAGAAUGCUCUUAGAUAUAUUUGAUGAAAACCUUCAUCCGCUUUCGAAAUCUGAAGUGCCACCAGACUAUGACAAACAUGACCCGGAGCAGAAACAGAUUUACCGCUUUGUCCGGACGUUGUUCAGUGCUGCUCAACUGACUGCUGAAUGUGCCAUUGUCACCCUGGUAUAUCUUGAAAGACUUUUAACUUAUGCAGAGAUAGAUAUUUGCCCAGCAAACUGGAAGCGAAUUGUCCUGGGUGCAAUUCUACUGGCAUCCAAAGUUUGGGACGACCAGGCAGUGUGGAACGUGGAUUACUGCCAGAUCCUGAAAGAUAUCACAGUUGAAGACAUGAAUGAGCUGGAACGUCAGUUUCUUGAGCUGCUGCAGUUCAAUAUUAACGUUCCCUCCAGUGUUUAUGCCAAGUAUUAUUUUGAUUUGCGCUCCCUGGCAGAAGCAAAUAACCUGAGUUUUCCUUUGGAGCCACUCAGCAGGGACAGGGCAUAUAAACUUGAGGCCAUCUCCCGCUUGUGUGAAGAUAAGUAUAAGGACUUCAGGAAAGCUGCAAAGAAACGGUCAGUCAGUGCUGACAAUCUGACUGUGGUUAGAUGGUGCCCUGCUAUUAUCUCCUAA
Molecule: messenger RNA, 1038 nt
Organism: Indicator indicator
Lineage: Eukaryota; Metazoa; Chordata; Aves; Piciformes; Indicatoridae
Gene: CCNY
Product: cyclin Y
Exons: 11
Coding region: 1-1038 (345 amino acids)
Biological process (GO): regulation of canonical Wnt signaling pathway; regulation of cyclin-dependent protein serine/threonine kinase activity
Cellular component (GO): cytoplasmic cyclin-dependent protein kinase holoenzyme complex; plasma membrane
Molecular function (GO): cyclin-dependent protein serine/threonine kinase activator activity; protein kinase binding
Source: RefSeq, a predicted model, not a curated record